Messenger RNA from Lathyrus oleraceus (garden pea), 1650 nucleotides. RefSeq names its product cyclin-H1-1. NCBI's taxonomy places the organism in Eukaryota, Viridiplantae, Streptophyta, Magnoliopsida, Fabales, Fabaceae. Gene Ontology annotation, biological process: regulation of transcription by RNA polymerase II. Gene Ontology annotation, molecular function: cyclin-dependent protein serine/threonine kinase regulator activity. The record is from RefSeq and is a predicted model, not a curated record. Bases 418 to 1404 code for a protein of 328 amino acids. The transcript is spliced from 14 exons.
CUUUUUCUCUCUAGCACCCGGUACUCUCAUGUUUUCGGACCAUCCUCUACUUCCCAAUUCACAAUUACACUUCUUCCCUCAUCUCCCGAGUCUAGACGUUUCUCUUUAAACAAAGUUAAACAAAGAAGAAGAAAACUCAUCUUCCAAUUUUUUUCAAACUUAUUUAACCAAUCUUCUUCUCUUCAAAAACUGGUCUAUAUUUAUAUAUUCCUCUAUUUCAACUUCCUUCCCACCGGACCUAACAUUGCGAGGGAGUUAUUGAAGAUCCGAUUUCCCUCCACACUCCGACUCUCCUUCUCUUGCACGAGCACUGCGUUUGAUUAAAAAACGAGUGCAGUAUACCGAAUUCACUUGUUCUCAGCUUGAAGAAUCAAGCGGUGUUUGCCCCCAUUUAAAUUUUAGGGUUUCUAUUUGACCAUGGCUGAUUUUCAGACAUCUACCCACCGAGCAAGGUGGAUCUUUUCUCCACAACAACUGGUUGAGAAAUAUACAGCUGCUAAUCAGAGAGCUAGACAAACCCUAGAGAAGUGUGGAGCAAGUCUAAUGGAAGUAGAUAGUAAUGGGUCUUUGUCAUAUCCUGAACCCCAGACAACCGCAAGUGAUAGUGCUGAAAAACAUUCUCGGGUAAAACCUCUUAGUAAUGAAGAAGAACGAUGUAUUAAGGUAUUUUAUGAAAUCAAGCUACAAGAAGUGUGCAACAAUUUCCACUUCCCUCAUAAGAUCCAGGCUACAGCCCUCAUAUUUUUUAAAAGGUUCUAUCUGCAAUGGUCGGUGAUGGAACAUCAACCAAAAAAUAUAAUGUUGACCUGCAUAUAUGCUGCUUGUAAGAUAGAAGAAAAUCAUGUAUCGGCUGAGGAGCUUGGUAAGGGGAUUUCGCAAGAUCAUCAAAUGAUUCUCAAUAAUGAGAUGAUAGUUUAUCAGAGUCUGGAUUUUGAUCUUAUAGUUUAUGCUCCAUACCGCUCGGUUGAAGGUUUUACAGAUUAUAUGGAGGAAUUUUGCAAUACUGGCGAAGAUGAGCUUCCAAAAUUCAAGGCUUUGCAAGAUACGGCAGGGCGGGAAGUUGAUAAAAUGAUGCUUACAGAUGCACCACUCUUAUUUACUCCUGGGCAGUUGGCCUUGACCGCUCUACGUACCUCAAAUGCACUUCAUAAAGUUGUCGACUUUGAUAGUUUCCUGAGCGGUAUUUUUUCCCAUAAGAAUUCUACACACACAAUGGGCGAACUUCUUGAGUCAUUGGAUGCAAUUGAUUCUUGGGUUAGAAAAUACACAAGUCCUUCAGAGAAGGAAUUGAAGCAUAUCGACCGUAAACUGAAGUCUUGUUGGGGUCAUGACGAGGGAAAGAAGAGGGAGAAGAAAUCAAAGCACAAGUCCAGAAAGAGCUCGAAAGAAGCACAAAAUGUGUAGCCUCUUCUCUAGUUUUAUAGAAUUGAACAUGAAGUAUGGGGGGUUGAAGAGCUUGUUUUUUUUUCUUCUAUUGAAAACACCAACAUGAUAGAACAAACCUGGGUCCAUUUUCUUUAGUUAGAAGAAAGGAGGAGAAAAAAAAUCGUUCGAGCUAGUUUUAGCUCACCUCCAAAACUGAGAUAAUUUGAAGGAGAGGAAUUAUUUAUUUAAAAUUUGCACUAAAUUUACAUAUUUCCUUUAUUAGAA